AUGGACGUUGAGGCCCGGCAGGAGGAGCGGAACUCCCGAGGGGCUACGCGGAGGCGGUCUGCCGAGCCACCGAGGAGAAUCGGAAGAGGUUCCGGGACCGAGAGCCGUCGGAUGAGGAGCAGCAGCGGACGACGGAGGAGGAGGUGCGGUGGCAGCCAGGAUGCGCCAGGACCACGAGGAGGCGGCGGCGCGAUGGCAUGCCCGUCUGCAGGAAGCGGAACAGGAAGAGCAACGGUUGUGGGAGGAACCGGUGGAGGACGUGUGGGAGGUCCCACUCAGAAGCCCAGUCCGGGGCGGAAGGGCGAGGAUGAAGACGAGCCCUGCGUACCGUCCCCUCCGCAGUGGCUGUCGGAGGUGCCACCCACUCCCCGCUACGAGGGGGAGUGGUUCACGAGCGAGGACUGGAAUGGCGACGGAGGAGCCCCGGUGGCCACGACGCCGUGGAGGCCGCCCCGGCCGCCCAGGCCCGGAAUCCCACCAGGCGCAGGCGGAGGAAACGACGGUGGUGCGGACAGAGGUACCGGCAGCCCACGUGAGCCACAGCACGCGGGCAUUUGUGGCCAAGGCCGUGCGGUGGCGGUAGCAAACUGUGGUGUGGACGUGGCCGGAGGGACCCGUGACGGAGACAGCGAGGGAGGAGCCCAGGAUAUGGGAAGAAGGGGGCCCCAAGGUGAGCCCUCGGGAUCCCCGGACGAGAGGCCGACAGGGUGUGUGGGUCCCGCCGACGCCAAUUACAGGCCGACCAACACCGGCGACUACGAUCCCGACGGGGUAAGCGGAUGCACUGGAGAAGGGACCCUGGGUGUGGCCUAA
Messenger RNA from Drosophila subpulchrella, 813 nucleotides. Its product is annotated as collagen alpha-2(I) chain-like. The transcript is spliced from 2 exons. Lineage: Eukaryota; Metazoa; Arthropoda; Insecta; Diptera; Drosophilidae. The record is from RefSeq and is a predicted model, not a curated record. Bases 1 to 813 code for a protein of 270 amino acids.